UUUGAAGUCUUCUCAUUGGAUCAACAAAAGUAGACGUCUACGUAUUACUUUACAGAGAGCUCACGACAUGGUAGUUAACGCAUUCUAUCGACGUUUUAACAAAUGAACUUGUUAUAAGCUGAGUUUUUACUUUACGCUCAUACUGGCGAAAACCUGCAACAUAAUUCCUGACCAAUUACAGUCUCGUCCUGUAAACCUGAUAUUGUGUGGACAUGCGGCACAAUAAAUCAGCACAUAAGCGAAAGCCAUCGACCCCCAGGCGCAGAUCCCCUCCUGCUACACCAGCAGCACCCUCCACAUCCAGAACCCGACGCACCAGUGGACCAUCCGAGAAAUCCCCACGCAAGAAGCACAAGUUUCGACCUGGGACGCGAGCUCUCAUGGAGAUACGCAAAUAUCAGAAAUCCACAGAUCUGUUGUUGCGCAAGGGCCCGUUUUCACGACUGGUACGUGAGGUGUGUCAGACAUUUAGCCGGGAGAACUUAAUGUGGCAGGGCUAUGCACUAAUGGCUUUACAAGAGGCUGCAGAGGCGUUCAUGGUCCGUUUGUUCUCUGAUGCCAAUCUCUGUGCUAUUCAUGCCAAGAGGGUGACAUUGUUUCCACGUGAUAUACAGCUUGCCCGUCGAAUCAGAGGUGUUGAAAACAUGUGAAGUUAUAUUUUCUUUUCUUUUUUUUGGACUGGAUACAGUGUAUAGACAUGUUUUAAAUUUCCUAUACUUUUCAGACCUCAAAUUUAAUGUUCAAACAAUUAAAAUAAGCAUCCAAGAAAGUUACAUGUAUGUCUGAAACAUGGAAACAUUUUAAAUGGUUUUUAUUGUAAUGUAUAAAAAGUUCAGUGUUGUAAAGUUAUGUUUGUUGUUAAUAAACAUGUUGUUUUAUAGUA
Messenger RNA from Paramisgurnus dabryanus, 883 nucleotides. RefSeq names its product histone H3-like centromeric protein A (gene cenpa). Gene Ontology annotation, cellular component: nucleosome. Lineage: Eukaryota; Metazoa; Chordata; Actinopteri; Cypriniformes; Cobitidae. The record is from RefSeq and is a predicted model, not a curated record. Gene Ontology annotation, molecular function: DNA binding; structural constituent of chromatin; protein heterodimerization activity.